CGCCACGUCUGCGCCGCCUUGCUUGCGCUAGCUGGCUGGUUUCGUCCACCUGUGGUGCCAAUCUCUGUCUCCCGCGUGCAGUGACCGUUUCCUUCCAAACCUACUGCGCUGUGAGGUCUCUGAGCCGCUGAUUGAGGCGACGGCGCCGUCCUGUGAGGGCGUCGCAGGCAUUAAUCUUUCAUCAAGGGCAAUUUGUUUUUUCCCUUGGAAAUUGCUUUAUCAUGAGAAAUCUGAAGUUGCUUCAGACACUGGAAUUUAGGGAUAUUGAAGCGCCAGGGAAACCUCAGUGUUUCUCUCUCCGAGCUCAACAGGGGACAGUGCUGAUUGCCUCAGAAUGUGGACUGAUAGAAGCAGAUCCUGUGAAAAGAGAAGUGAAGAAUGAAAUUUCUUUGGUGGCAGAAGGUUUUCUUCCAGAAGAUGGAAGUGGCUGCAUUGUGGGUAUUCAGGACUUGCUGGAUCAGGAAUCUGUGUGUGUGGCCACUGCCUCUGGGGAUGUCAUACUCUGCAAUCUCAGCACACACCAGCUGGAGUGUGUUGGGAGUGUGGCCAGUGGUAUCUCUGUUAUGAGCUGGAGUCCUGAUCAGGAACUAGUGCUUCUUGCCACAGCUCAACAGACCCUGAUUAUGAUGACAAGGGACUUUGAAGUAAUCACAGAGCAGCAGAUCCACCAGGAUGACUUUGGUGAAGGCAAGUUUGUCACUGUUGGAUGGGGCAGUAAGGAGACGCAGUUCCGCGGCUCAGAAGGCAGGCCAGCAGCCUUUCCGGUGCAAACGCAUGAGUCUGCCUUGCCCUGGGAUGACCACAGACCACAAAUUACCUGGCGUGGGGAUGGGCAGUUUUUUGCUGUGAGUGUUGUUUGCCCAGAAACAGGGUCUCGGAAGAUCCGAGUGUGGAACCGAGAGUUUGCUUUGCAGUCAACCAGUGAACCUGUGCCAGGACUGGGGCCCUCUCUGGCUUGGAAACCCUCAGGCAGUUUGAUUGCAUCUACUCAAGAUAAACCCAACCAGCAAGACGUUGUGUUUUUUGAGAGAAAUGGACUUCUUCAUGGACAGUUUACGCUUCCCUUCUCUAAAGAUGAAGUUAAGGUGAAUGACUUGCUGUGGAAUGCAGAUUCCUCUGUGCUUGCUGUGUGGCUAGAAGAGCUUGCAAAGGAAGAUAAUCCCACUCUGAAAAGCUAUGUCCAGCUCUGGACCGUGGGGAACUAUCACUGGUACCUCAAGCAAAGCCUGCCUUUCAGCACCAGUGGGAAGAACUGCAUUGUGGCUCUGCUGUGGGACCCUGUGACUCCAUGCCGGCUACACAUUCUCUGCCAGGGCUGGCGUUAUCUAUGCUGUGACUGGCACUGGACCACUGAUCGGAGCUUUGGAAAUAGUGCUGGUGACUUGGCAAAUGUGGCUGUUAUUGAUGGAAAUAGGGUAUUGAUAACGGUCUUCCAGCAGACUGUGAUCCCACCUCCCAUGUGUACCUACCAGCUGUUGAUCCCACAUCCAGUGAAUCAAGUCAUGUUCUCUGCUCACCUUGGAAAUGACCUUGCUGUCCUUGAUGCCAGUAACCAGAUUUCUGUCUACAAGGGUGGUGAUAAACCAGACAUGGAUCCCACAGUGAAACUAGGAGCUGUGGGUGGAAGUGGAUUUAAAGUUCCUCUUAGAACACCUCAUCUGGAUAAGAGAUACAUAGUUCAGUUUGGGAACAAUGAAGAGGAUGAGGAAGUAAACCAACCCCAACUGGCCCUUCUCUCCUGGAUUGAAGAAGAUGUUUUCCUAGCCAUAAGCCACAGUCACUGCAGCUCACAGUCUAUCAUUCACCGUUUGACUGUGGCCCCUUCCAACGUGGAUGAGGAGCAAGGACGGCUGGAUGUCAGUUCAUCUGUGACAGUGGAUGGAGUCAUCGUUGGUUUAUGUUCCUGUUCUAAGACCAAAUCAUCCGCAGUACAGCUGGCUGAUGGCCAGGUGCUCAAGUGCAGUUGGGAAUCACCUUGUGUGGCUGUGGAACCGUGGAAGAACUCUGAAGGAUUUCCUGUUCGAUUUGCUCAUCUAUGUACACAGAUGGAAGUAGCCAUGAUUGGAGGAGAGGAAUGUGUCCUUGGUCUAACUGACCGGUGUCGCUUUUUCAUCAAUGACACUGAGGUUGCGUCAAAUAUCACAUCCUUUGCAACGUGUGAUGAGUUUUUACUGCUCACAACCCAUUCCCAUACUUGCCAGUGUUUUUCCCUGAUGGAUGCCUCCCUUAAAGUGUUACAGGAUAGUCUGUGCAACAGUCAAGGAGCCAGUGGAGAAAUUCUGCGGAAAGUGGAAAGGGGUUCGCGGAUCGUUACAGUUGUUCCCCAGGACACAAAACUUAUACUACAGAUGCCAAGGGGAAACUUGGAGGUCGUUCAUCAUCGAGCUCUGGUCUUGGCUCAGAUUCGGAAGUGGCUGGACAGGCUUAUGUUUAAAGAAGCAUUUGAAUGCAUGAGAAAACUGAGAAUUAACCUCAAUCUGAUUCAUGAUCAUAACCCUAAGGUGUUUCUUGAAAAUGUGGAAACUUUCAUAAAACAGAUAGAUUCUGUAAAUUAUAUUAACUUGUUUUUCACAGAACUAAAAGAAGAAGAUGUCACAAAGACCAUGUACCCUUCACCAGUUAGCAAGAAUGUCCAGAUGUCCAGAGAACCUGAUGGGAAGAAAAUUGACCUCAUCUGUGAUGCUAUGAGAGCAGCCAUGGAGACCAUCAAUCCUCGCAAGUACUGCCUGUCAAUACUCACAUCUCAUGUGAAGAAAACAACCCCAGAACUCGAAAUUGUGCUGCAGAAGGUACACAAGCUUCAAGGAAAUGUUUCCUCUGAUCCCGAGACUGUGAGUGCAGAGGAGGCCUUGAAAUACCUCCUACUCCUGGUAGAUGUUAAUGAGUUAUAUGACCAUUCUCUUGGGACCUAUGACUUUGAUUUAGUCCUCAUGGUAGCUGACAAGUCACAAAAGGAUCCUAAGGAAUAUCUUCCAUUUCUUAAUACACUUAAGAAAAUGGAAACUAAUUACCAGCGGUUCACCAUAGACAAGUACUUGAAACGCUAUGAAAAGGCCAUUGGACACCUGAGCAAGUGUGGACCUGAGUAUUUCACAGAAUUCUUAAAUUUGGUAAAAGAUAAAAACUUGUAUAAAGAAGCUCUGAAGUUAUAUCGGCCAGAUUCACAGCAGUACCAGGCAAUCAGUGUUGCGUAUGGGGAGCACCUGAUGCAGGAGCACCUGUAUGAGCCAGCAGGGCUUGUAUUUGCCCGCAGUGGUGCCCACGAGAAGGCUCUUGCAGCAUUUUUGGCUUGUGGCAGCUGGCAGCAAGCCCUCUGUGUGGCUGCCCAGCUUCAACUGACCGAAGACAAGAUGGCUGGCCUUGCUAGAACUCUGGCAGAAAAGCUGGUCGAGCAGAGGAAACACAGUGAGGCAGCUACAGUUCUGGAACAGUAUGUCCAGGAUUAUGAAGAAGCUGUGCUCCUGCUGCUGGAAGGGGCUGCCUGGGAAGAAGCUCUGAGGCUGGUAUAUAAGUAUGGCAGAGUGGAUAUUAUAGAAACCAGCAUAAAGCCUUCCAUUUUAGAAGCUCAAAAAAAUUACAUGGCCUUUCUGGACUCUCAGACAGCCACAUUCAUUCGCCAUAAAAACCGCUUGCUGGUGGUUCGAGAGCUCAAGAAUCAAGCACCACGGAUGCAUGUGGAUAACGAGGUGGCCCAUGGUCCAGAGUCAGACCUCUUCUCAGAAACCAGCAGUAUCAUGAGUGGCAGUGAUAUGAGCAGCAGAUAUUCCCACAGUAACUCCAGGAUUUCUGCGAGGUCAUCUAAAAACCGCCGCAAGGCGGAGCGGAAAAAGCACAGCCUCAAAGAAGGGAGUCCCCUGGAGGGUGUGGCACUUCUGGAGGCACUGAGUGAAGUCGUACAAAGCAUUGACAAGCUCAAAGAUGAAGUACACGCUAUUUUAAAGGUGCUCUUUCUCUUUGAGUUUGAAGAACAAGGAAAGGAAUUACAGAAGGCUUUUGAGAGCACUCUGCAGCUGAUUGAGAGGGCACUUCCAGAAAUCUGGACUCCUGCCUGCCAGCAGGGCUCAGUCACAUCUGUCCUAGGUCCCAGUUCCACUGUGAAUAGCAUCACAGCUUCCUACCACCAGCAGAAGACUCCUGUCCCUGUUCUCGAUGCUGGGAUUUGUAUGCCACCAAAGAUCGACCAGAGAAGCCAGUGGAAGCUGAGCCUGCUGGAAUAACUGCCCUGUUAGGAAGGUGUACUGGGAAGAUCAUUUGCCCACUUACUCGCUGUGCUUCUGGCCCUUGCUCCUCAGAGGCCUAGCUGUUGAGAACUGGAAUAUGGCAUGGUCUGCCUUUGCACUGCAUGCAGCAACUAUGAGUUUGACCUCAGCUAGCACUAGGCAGUCCAUUUUUAUUUUGGAUGUACAUCUUAAGUACUAUCAGAACUUUGUUUUAGCCAGCAUAUUACAGUUUUUGGUGUUUUUUAAUUGCUGUGUUUAGCUGCUCAUGGUGGGACAUGCCUAUAAUCGCAGCAGCUCAAGAAGCUGAGGCAGAAAGACUGGUACAAAUUCAAGACCAGCGUGGGCUACAGCAAGAACUUAGCUCAAAACAGUCUAACCUCUGUUCUCGUACUUAGUGUUAUUUGAGAGUGUGGUUACUUAUGCAGAUCAUGAGCCUGAGUCCUACUCCCAAAUCCAGGCCUGGUUUCUGUUGCAGCCUUGGCCAGCUCUUGUCACUGAUUUGAUCCUCAGCUUCUGCUGUUCAUAGAGAAUGAUGUUUCAUGGCUCCUACCUCAAAAAAAAAAAAUGAAGACAAGUGGAAUCACAUUUCUAAGUUGUUACACUUGCUGAUACAGCAUAUUGUGUAUAAAUAGGCCAUUAGUACUGUCAGCAUAUAGUCAGAUGUGAUUACGUAGCUGGCAUCUUUUUACCUGACUCAAUAAAAAGUUAAGUGUGUUUGGGGACUGCA
Meriones unguiculatus (Mongolian gerbil) is the source of this 4947-nucleotide messenger RNA. It is a transcript of the gene Elp1, whose product is annotated as elongator acetyltransferase complex subunit 1. Gene Ontology annotation, biological process: tRNA wobble base 5-methoxycarbonylmethyl-2-thiouridinylation. Lineage: Eukaryota; Metazoa; Chordata; Mammalia; Rodentia; Muridae. Gene Ontology annotation, cellular component: cytosol; elongator holoenzyme complex. Bases 222 to 4217 code for a protein of 1331 amino acids. The transcript is spliced from 37 exons. Gene Ontology annotation, molecular function: protein binding; tRNA binding. The record is from RefSeq and is a predicted model, not a curated record.